AUGGGACGCCGCGAUCGUCUCAUCAGCACUUCGAUCCUCCGCGCAGUCUUCAAGUCCGACUCUCCCAGGAAAGAUGAAAAUGGACGCCUCGGCCUAUGGGCGCGCAUUUACGCAUUUUUCGCCCUCUUCAACCUUACCCUCGCGCGAUUUCGCGCGUCAUUAUUUAAGAUGCUGAGAAACGAAACGUGGGGAAUAGAAGAGGAGGAAUACACGGAGAGUUUCCGCAGCCCUAGCAGCAGUAAGCGGACAGACCUGGUAGCAGUUGGGGACUUGGGCUAUUCGGGAUCGACGUUCUUCACAACACCAAACUCCAAGUUCCUAGUCAAGUCGCUGCCACGGCAUUUCGAACAGUCAUUUUUCCGCAACCGUCUUCUCGAUCCCUAUGUUGAGCACAUGGAGCUCAAUCAAGACUCCCUCCUGGUCCGCAUCACCGAUCUCCUCUACUGCCCCACAGUGACUGUUGGCGCUGCACUGGGUACGGCGCCAAGUCAUCACAUCAUAAUGGAAAACAUCCUUUACGGAAAAUCCACCUGCAGCGAGCACCACCAGAAACAAUGGGAGACGUAUGAUCUCAAGCCAAACGACUACUUCUACCCCGAACGCGACAUAGCAAACGGCAGACUGGCACCGGAGAGUGUAAAGGAGCGCCUCAUUGACGAGUUCAACGACAAGGUGCGGGUAACGAUUGAUGAAAAGGAGGAGCUGAUUGCGCAACUCUCGCGAGACUCGAAGAUCCUGCAGGAAAACAACGCAGUCGACUACUCGCUGUUCCUUGUCCGUUAUCCAGCCAAUCUAAGCACUGCCGACAAUAGCCAGAUCCCGCCCCCUCCAGGACGUGGAUCCUCAUGGCGUAGUGGUCUGGUGUCCCGCGACGGCAAGUGGGUCUAUAGGGCCGUCAUCCUUGACUUCUUCUGGGCCAAAGAUGCGCUUCAAGCCCAAACGCUGACAGGCCUGGUCAAGCUCUUCAACACGCUGAAGCCCGGAAAGGAUCAUGGUCCGAUGAGCAUCACUACUUCGAGCGAUGAAUACAGGCAAAGGUUCCUUGGAAUGGUCGACGACAUGGUUGAAGUGUUGGAUAGCACUGGCAGACCCGCAGGCGAAGUGCGCAACCAUGUCGCUGUCACUGCUGGUGAGCCGUAA
Bipolaris zeicola 26-R-13 is the source of this 1140-nucleotide messenger RNA. RefSeq lists its product as uncharacterized. Gene Ontology annotation, molecular function: phosphatidylinositol kinase activity. Gene Ontology annotation, biological process: phosphatidylinositol metabolic process. Lineage: Eukaryota; Fungi; Ascomycota; Dothideomycetes; Pleosporales; Pleosporaceae. The coding region runs from base 1 to 1140 and encodes 379 amino acids. The record is from RefSeq and is a predicted model, not a curated record. The transcript is spliced from 2 exons.